CUUAUUUUUAACCAUGUGUCUUCCCUGUUUCUUCCCAAUUUUAUCCUUUAAAGGCAAUCUGACAAUAGCAGGCAGGCAUAUAUGAUAAUGCAGCUAGAACUUGAAGGCUGUAGGGAAAGAGUAAUGAAAUAAAUGUAGUUAUAUACUAAAGCUUUGCCUGGAGGGCGGACGUCAGCUGUAACACAUCCUAGGCCAGAACUGAGGUGCGUCGGAGCUUUAACGCAUCUAGCACAGAACUGAGGGGGACUCCAUGAAAGAUGACGGAGGAGGUGACAGUUGUAGCCAAGUGGGACUAUACGGCCCAGCAAGACCAGGAACUUGACAUCCGGAAGAAUGAUCGGCUUACUCUGCUGGACGACAGCAAGACGUGGUGGAGGGUGAGGAACACCUCAAACCAGACCGGCUAUGUCCCCUCCAACUACGUAGAGCGCAAGAACAGCCUCGUGAAGAAGGCCUCUCUGGUCAAGAACCUCAAAGACACACUGGGACUGGGUAAGGGCAGAAGGAAGCAGAGUGCCAGUGACGCCUUCCCCACGCCCAGCACAGAUGCGGAGUACCCCUCCAAUGGGAGUGGCGGAGGGGCUGAGCGGGUCUACGACCUCAACAUCCUGGCUGUGGUCAAGUUCUCGUACGUGGCGGAGCGCGAGGACGAGCUGACCCUAGCCAAGGGGUCCCGGGUCACGGUGAUGGAGAAGUGCAGUGACGGUUGGUGGCGGGGCAGCCAGGGGGGCCGUGUGGGCUGGUUCCCCUCUAACUAUGUCCUGGAGGACCCCGCAGAGGGUGAAGGGGGUAGAGGAGGAAGGGACUCCCCAGGGAGGGGCAGGGAGGCCACGAUGACCAACGGGCGGGCGGGAGGUGGUGGCAGCCGGGGUGGCGAGGGCAGUGGUGCGCUCCAGCUGGUCCAGACUCUCUACCCGUUCAGCUCAGUGACGGAGGAGGAGCUGAACUUUGAGAAAGGAGAGGUGAUGGAGGUUGUUGAGAAACCUGAGAACGACCCAGAGUGGUGGCGCUGCCGGAACACCCGCGGUCUGGUGGGCCUGGUGCCCAAAAACUACGUGCUGGUGCUGAAUGACACCAACGGGCCUCCCGGGCUCCCCGCCCUUCCACUGUCGCCCCCCGGCUCCCCACAGAUCGGCCAUGUGGCCCCGGCGUGCGAGGGCAAGUUUGCAGGCAGGGACUGGUACUACGGAGGGGUGACCAGACACCAAGCAGAGCUGGUCCUCAAUGAGAGAGGAGAGGAGGGGGACUUCCUCAUACGUGACAGCGAGUCAUCGCCCAGUGAUUUCUCUGUGUCUCUGAAGGCGCCUGGGAAGAACAAGCACUUCAAGGUGCAGUGUUCAGAGGAGGUCUACUGUAUUGGCCAGCGCAAGUUUAGCUCCAUAGAUGAACUGGUGGAACACUACAAGAAAGCCCCCAUCUUCACCAGCGACCAAGGAGACAAGCUCUACCUGGUCAAACCGCUGCCCGCACCCCAGCUAUCCUCAACAUGCUGAACUUGAGGAGAGACCUUACUGUUUGUUUUAGCCCAGUCACAUAGUUCGUAUUGGUCCUGUUUCCUUUGUUAGUUAAAAAAAAUCAAAAUGUAAACCCUCCAGAGGUUCUGAUGAUUUCUAAAGGAAAUAAUAAGUUCACUAUGGGACCACUGUAAACACUCUUUAGAUGUUUCCUUCUUCCUCCAUCUUCAUCCUCAUCUAUCCUUCUCUUCCUCCAUCUUCAUCCUCAUCUAUCCUUCUCUUCCUCCACCUUCAUCCUCAUCUAUCCUUCUCUUCCUCCACCUUCAUCCUCAUCUAUCCUUCUCUUCCUCCACCUUCAUCCUCAUCUAUCCUUCUCUUCCUCCACCUUCAUCCUCAUCUAUCCAUCUCUUCCUCCACCUUCAUCCUCAUCUAUCCUUCUCUUCCUCCAGCUUCAUCCUCAUCUAUCCUUCUCUUCUUCCAGCUUCAUCCUCAUCUAUCCUUCUCUUUCUCCAGCUUCAUCCUCAUCUAUCCUUCUCUUUCUCCAGCUUCAUCCUCAUCUAUCCUUCUCUUUCUCCAGCUUCAUCCUCAUCUAUCCUUCUCUUUCCCCAGCUUCAUCCUCAUCUAUCCUUCUCUUUCUCCACCUUCAUCCUCAUCUAUCCUUCUCUUUCUCCACCUUCAUCCUCAUCUAUCCUUCUCUUCCUCCACCUUCAUCCUCAUCUAUCCUUCUCUUCCUCCACCUUCAUCCUCCUCGGGACUCAAUUUGAGAGAGAUACUGUCAAUGUGCCACCUGCUUACUGUAUUGCUUUUCUAUUGGCACUACACUUAUUGUUCUGUUUUUCUAUUGGCCGCAGCUCUACACUACUGCUAUUUGAUUGGCUCCUGCUGUACACUAACUGCACUGUUCUAUUUGCGCCAGCUCUACACUACACUUAGUUCUCGUUUCAAUCUGGAUGGCUGAAGCGUUACAGAUUGAACGCUAGAGAUGUGAAGGUAAUUUCUGAUUGAGCUGACCGAUGCAGCGUUUUACCGUGAAUGCAGUCUCCGCUAACGCGAGAACAUAUUCUUUCAAUUUAAAUCACGUUUUAAAGCUGAACUUUCACUAUAUGAAUUGAGCCCUUACUGUACUGCUCUUCAUUGGCCAUAGUGCUGUUUUCCAAUGAAAUCAGGUCUUCAGGCGUUCUACUCUCAAUAUGUAAAUGGUGCUGAUGGAUGACACUAAUUCAAGAGUAAUAUGUUUUUUGUUUUUAUUUACUUCUUGCUACGUUUCGAUCAUGGGGUUCUCAGCUUUUAUUAGAUAUAAUAUAUCUGAAUGUCAUUGAGCAUUGUUAUUUAAUUCUUGUUCCCACUGUAUGUAUAUAUUCAGAAGAUGUGCAUAUAUGAAUCGUUUUGAUCCAACCUAUGGUACUGUACCGCUGAUCACGUGAUGAGAAUUGAAAUGCGUAUGUUCAAUAAAAGUUUUUGCAGAAUAACUCAAAUCAUAA
Salvelinus fontinalis (brook trout) is the source of this 2935-nucleotide messenger RNA. RefSeq names its product NCK adaptor protein 2a (gene nck2a). The record is from RefSeq and is a predicted model, not a curated record. The transcript has 4 exons. NCBI's taxonomy places the organism in Eukaryota, Metazoa, Chordata, Actinopteri, Salmoniformes, Salmonidae. Gene Ontology annotation, molecular function: protein binding. The coding region runs from base 258 to 1493 and encodes 411 amino acids.